AUGUCUUAUUAUCUGAGCAAGCCUAUGCUCAAGUUCUACUACGAUGAGAUCAAAAAACCUGGAUCCAUGAAGAGCACCGUCAACAACUUCUGGAACAACGCCCUCCUCCACUACUUCACACAGGAGAAGUUUUACGGGAUCGAGCAAGACCAGUGCCAACUUGAUGGAACCACCGACGGUUGCGCUGAUUUUGCCAUUCGACGUAUCAAUAACGGCGAGUCAAGGAAAGUUGUUCUAAUGAAGAACGAGACACAAGCUUAUCAUUGGGGUGAGGCUGUUGAGCAGCUUACCCGAUACCUAAAGCUGGUUCGUGCCGAACAGGGAAGCAGUCACGUUCUGUACGCUGCCAUUACUAUCGGGACUUACGCUCGCUUCUACUACCUCGAGCCUCAAGAGCAGACCUUAGCUGAUUAUCCAACCACGCGCACCGGAGACUUCUAUGAGCUUAAACUCAACGAGGAUGAGAUCCACAAUGUAUUGAGCGAGUCCAAGGUUCCAAUUAGGCCCGUCCCUAAGAUCUCAAGGUGGCUUACCUUGUUGAAUCUACGUACUACAGCUAUGACCGGGACAAUGAGCCCUGAUAUAUUCAGCUGUGUUAUUUGUGGCUACUCCAUCUGGAGCGAGGAAAGGUCGUAUUGGUUGGAAGAAUUUCGUGCUGUCUACUCCAAUGCAAAAGGCACAUUCAUCUCCAGUGUUGGCCGCUACUAUAAUCCACAUAGAGGCUGGAGAGCCUCAUCGGAUAGUAUGGUUCGCUGGGAUGAUGCGGGCGAUGCCUCCCAGCAUUCCGAUGUGAUUCCAGUUAUUCGACAGAAGAUUUUGCAAAAGUUUUACGAGCCUGAUGAUGUCCCGCUUGAGCGGCUUCUUGAAAUCUGCAGGCCUCUUCCCCAGUGUAGCGCAGGUGUUUGGUUGGGCCAUGACUACAGCGGGCUGAUAAUAUUGGAUACUAAGAACCAUUACCCAUGGGAAGGCAGGGUGACAGGGAGGCGCAACAUCCUCCUACCAUGUGCCGAAGAGAUCCCGUACGAUAUCGCGGAGAUGUCCAGUCUAUUUAUGCUUUCCUCCAAUCCUCCCAGAACACCCGAGGCGUCAAGAUCUAUACCAAUGAUAGGAACAAACAGAGACUGCUUUGCAACACUUCCUUGGGAGCUUAUUGAAGCUAUAUGCGUCAACCUAUCGGUGCCAGAUAUAUUAAGCUUAGUGAGAGCUUCAAGGUCUUUCCACCCUAUUCUCACCAGCCAAACGUUUUGGGCUACUAGGUUUGAACCUGGCAAAGACCGCGAAUUAAUUUUCGAGAAAUGGAACUCCAAAGAGAACAGAGACUGGAUUAAGUUGUAUCAACUUACGAAUCGUUCAUCAAGUUCACCAGGACUGGAAAAUCGGAGGCACAUAUGGGAUUUAGUCCGGGAAUUUGCUCCCUCUCUAGACUCGUCCCUGGAUAAAUCUCACGAGCGUCCUCUAUCAAGUAAUAUCUAUGACAAAAGCCAUGAAGUAACUGCAGAGAUUCUACCAGACCCUACUUUGAGUAUUGGGGGGUUCUUUAAUCAGGGCUGUUUGCUGUUUCACAAACAGCACACCGCUGUUCCUCCUAAUCUUUCGGGUGUUGCCUUUUCAAUCACAGCAAAUUACAUAACCGGCAUACGCUUGAUGUCCCGCAGCCAGGAGGAUAUUUGCUUAGGCUAUAUAAUCAAAAACAAGGAGACGGCUCUUGAGGUGACAGCUAUAUCUGGAUUUAUUCUAGCAGUCGACUCUCGAGGAGUACGGGCUAUCCGUGCCAUUGACGGCAACGGAAAUGAGUCAAGAUGGUUUGGUAACCCAAAAGACACGCCAAUCACAAAACGUUUGACGGGCUUUAAAGUUAUCACUGCCUUGGAAAUAGGUGUUGAUGGAUAUAAGAUAAUCAGCAUUGCAGCUGCUGAGUAUCAACCAACAGUACAGGAGAAAACACUACGGCUUAUGGCUUUAUGGUAUCCCGCUGUGCCCAGCCCAGAGUUAAACUUGAACGACCAAUAUUUCACCGGUGAGGAUCCCCUGACCGGCUACCGACCCCUGGCUUGGAUUCAUUUUGGAGGUCCUCAGGGAUGUUACCUCCGAAACAUAAAAGCAGUCUGUGUUACUCGACAAGGGAACACAUGCUGCAUUGAGUUUGAGUAUGACAUAGACCUGCCGGUAGAGAUACGCAAGCUGGGUCGCCGCAAGGUCAUAGACUAUUAUAAAACUGCUCGAUUCGAGAUAGAUGGUCGUGCUGGAGAAUACAUCACCGAGGUUGCUGUCAGCACUCUACACAAGAGCGAAGGAAAUGUUUACCGAUAUCGGGGGUUGGAGACACUGAGCUCUUUCAAGGUUGAUUACCACAAACCACGGGAGCAUCCACAGCAUGGGUUUAUUAGCCUGGGAGUCAUAUCUGAACUUGUUCCUAUGCACAGCCACAAGUGA
This is a messenger RNA of Microsporum canis CBS 113480, 2433 nucleotides long. RefSeq lists its product as hypothetical. The coding region runs from base 1 to 2433 and encodes 810 amino acids. The transcript has 9 exons. The record is from RefSeq and is a predicted model, not a curated record. Gene Ontology annotation, molecular function: protein binding. Lineage: Eukaryota; Fungi; Ascomycota; Eurotiomycetes; Onygenales; Arthrodermataceae.